This is a messenger RNA of Macrosiphum euphorbiae (potato aphid), 684 nucleotides long. Lineage: Eukaryota; Metazoa; Arthropoda; Insecta; Hemiptera; Aphididae. The record is from the annotation of a GenBank genome assembly.
AUGUUUAUAAAUCAAGAAGAUAUCACCAAAUUACCUGGGUCGUUAGUUAUUAACUUUAACCAAACCUCAUUUAGAAUCUUUUUUACUGACGACAGAAUCACUUGUUUCCUAUGCAAAGAGGUGGGUCACACUUCUGCGUCAUGUAAAAAACAAAUUUCUCAUAACAGCAAAAUUGCAACCGUUGAUGAUCAUACUACAGAACUACUAGAAGAUAUUCAGCUUCCUGAAUUACCUCCAAUAGACACAACCCAACCACAAAGUACCAUGGACUGGAAUCAGGAAAACAAUGAUAUAAUUUCAUCCCAACCCGUAGCAAAUACUAAAACAUCCCAUGCAACAAUGAAAACACCAAUCACCACUCAAGCCAAAAGACCUCUAUCGGAUACAAAUACAAUUAAAUCUCCCACCUCCCCUACAGCACCAGGCAGCCCUAUGCCUUUCAUUCAACCUGAAAAAAAAAAGCCAAAACCAGCCGCUCUAGAUCCAACUCUCUCACUUCCACCGACGACAACAAAAUCAACACCUCGCUUGAACCUACAGUCGCCUUUUUCAGCGACAGUGAGAAUACCUCAAUCACCCUGGACCAAUUUAAAUACUUUUUGGAAAAUAUUAGAAACCCUAAUAUUAAUAUAUACACAUUAUGCGACGAAAUUAAUUCCAACAUCUCGGACAUGUUUGACUUGA